This is a messenger RNA of Puccinia graminis f. sp. tritici CRL 75-36-700-3, 879 nucleotides long. RefSeq lists its product as uncharacterized. The coding region runs from base 1 to 879 and encodes 292 amino acids. The record is from RefSeq and is a predicted model, not a curated record. NCBI's taxonomy places the organism in Eukaryota, Fungi, Basidiomycota, Pucciniomycetes, Pucciniales, Pucciniaceae. The transcript has a single exon.
AUGAAAACCAUAGCGGAGAGGUCAGUGAAGUUGGGAGUGGCAACCAGCGUUGAAAAAUGCUCAGAAUUCGCCGAAGAACAGAAGUUUAUAGGAUUCAUUUGGAACGGAGUUUCUAAAACAGUUCGUUUAACAGAAAUCAAAUUGGACAAACGUAAGGAACAAAUCAAGGAAUUUUUACAUCCAAAGAGGGAAUUCAAGUUCAACGAAGUCAAAAUUUUGGCGGGUAGACUUAAUCACGUAUCGCUACUCCUUCCUCAACUAAGAUGCUAUUCUAGGAGCAUCUACAGGUGGAUGAAUGAAUGGAAGAAGAAAUGGGCCACGCGAGCGCCACCAGAAGACGUCAUAGAAGACCUAUCUUUCUGGUUAUCAACCCUGAACGACUAUUCUAGCACAAGACUUUGCCCCUUAACCGACCCUACCAAGAUAAAUUGGGUAGGCGAUGCGUCGACAGGUUUCGGAAUAGGAGUCCUCAUCGGGAGGCGGUGGUCUCAAUUGAGACUAAAGGAGAAUUGGGCGGAAGCAAGUCCAAGGAGAACGAUCGCGUGGCUGGAAACAGUAGCGAUCAGAAUAGGAAUCCUAAUGUUAUUAUCCAUAGGCAAAAAUUUAAAAGGCCGAAACUUCAUAGUUUGGACUGAUAAUACUACGACAGAGAGCACACUACGAUCGAGGAAAUCGAAAGAUUUCCAUUCGAACAACGAAUGGAAACAAAUCCAAAAGUUACUCAUAUUUGAAGAUUUAGACAUCACCCCUUUGAGGGUAACAUCGGCCGAAAACGUAUCCGAUGGAUUAUCACGAGGGGUCCAACGACCUCAUGUAGCGGAGAACAGGGUCUGGUUUAACAUCCCUGACAACCUGUCCAAUUUUAUGUUUCAUGCGUAA